AUGCAACCACCACCUCCUCCCCCAGGCUGGGGAAAUCCUCCUCCUCCUCCCCCUCCUCCUCAACCUCAAGCGCCUCCUCCUCCUCAAACGCCUGCUCCUCCACCUCCUCCGCCUUCUUCUUUACCAUCAACGGCGACACCGGCAUUUCAUACUGCGAAGUUUGCGCAAAAGAAGAAAGAAUGGGUCAAAUCACAGCGCAAUCGCUUUGGCGAGAAGCGCAAGGGUGGAUUUGUACAGACACAGAAAGCCGAUAUGCCGCCUGAACAUCUACGGAAGAUCGUAAAGGAUAUUUGUGAUGUUUCGCAAAAGAAGUAUACAAACGACAAGCGCAGUUAUCUUGGAGCCCUUAAGUUUAUGCCACAUGCGGUCCUUAAACUUCUCGAAAAUAUGCCUAUGCCAUGGGAGUCGGCUCGCGAGGUCAAGGUGCUUUACCAUGUCAACGGUUGUUUGACUCUAGUCAACGAAAUCCCCCGAGUAAUCGAGCCAGUCUUUUUUGCGCAAUGGGCGAUGAUGUGGACAUUCAUGCGAAAGGAGAAGGCCGACAGACGACUAUUCAAGCGCAUGCGAUUUCCACCUUUCGAUGAUGAAGAGCCCCCCCUGUCGUGGGCUGAGAACCUGGAGGAUGUUGAGCCUCUCGAGCCGAUUCAGAUGGAACUCGACGAAGAGGAUGAUGAAGCCGUGUACGAAUGGUUCUACGAUCAUAGACCUCUCCUCGAUACACCACAUGUCAACGGACCAAGUUAUAAGUCUUGGAACCUGACGCUCCCUCAGAUGGCGACUCUAUUCCGUUUGAGUCGACCUCUUGUCUCUGAUGUUGUUGACAAGAAUUAUUUCUAUCUUUUCGACCUCAAAAGUUUGCUAUCGGCCAAGGCCCUCAAUGUCGCCCUUCCAGGUGGACCUCGCUUUGAGCCUUUAUACAAGGAUAUCGACCCCAACGACGAGGAUUUCGGCGAGUUCAAUGCUAUCGAUCGCAUUAUUUUCCGAAACCCCAUCCGAACCGAGUUCCGAGUUGCGUACCCUUACCUUUAUAAUUCGUUGCCGAGAAGUGUUCACCUAUCUUGGCACUCUCAUCCUCAAGUUGUCUUCAACCGAGCAGACGAUCCUGAUUUGCCGACGUUCCAUUUCGACCGCCGCAUCAACCCUAUAUCUUCGCGAACCGUUGCGCCAAAGAAUGUUGAAGUUUCUCACGAGGACGAAAUUUUCGGUGUCGGUAACAUGGAGGAGCCCGAAGAGGAUGCUUUCGAGCUUCCUGCUGGAGUUGAGCCAUUCCUUGCCGACGAGGAUAUUGAGAACGACGAUACAUCAUCCGCCGUUGAUCUCUGGUGGGCGCCAUAUCCCUUUGACCGGCGAUCCGGACGUAUGGUUCGAGCACAAGACGUGCCGCUUGUAAAACAGUGGUACCUUGAGCACCCUCCAUCCGACCGACCUCCUGUCAAGGUUCGAGUUUCGUAUCAAAAGCUUCUUAAGAACUUCGUUCUCAACGAUCUUCACAAGAAGAAACCCAAGGCACAGAACAAGCAGAACUUGAUGCGAUCUCUCAAACAGACCAAGUUCUUCCAGCAGACUACCAUCGAUUGGGUUGAGGCUGGUCUGCAGGUUUGUCGCCAGGGUUUCAAUAUGCUUAACCUCCUUAUUCACCGCAAGAACUUGACUUACCUUCACCUGGAUUACAACUUUAAUUUGAAGCCCGUCAAGACCUUGACUACAAAGGAGCGCAAGAAGUCCCGUUUCGGAAAUGCUUUCCACUUGAUGCGAGAGAUUUUGAGAUUGACCAAGCUCAUUGUUGAUGCUCAGGUGCAGUACAGAUUGGGUAACAUCGAUGCCUUCCAGUUGGCAGACGGUAUUUUGUACGCCUUCAACCACGUCGGUCAGCUUACGGGUAUGUACCGAUACAAGUACAAGUUGAUGCAUCAGAUUCGAACUUGCAAGGAUCUGAAGCAUCUCAUUUACUAUCGUUUUAACUCUGGCCCUGUCGGCAAGGGCCCAGGCUGCGGUUUCUGGGCUCCCGCUUGGAGGGUUUGGCUCUUUUUCAUGCGAGGCAUUAUUCCUUUGCUUGAGAGAUGGCUUGGAAACCUUCUGUCUCGUCAGUUCGAAGGUAGACACAGCAAGGGAGUUGCAAAGACCGUUACCAAACAGCGUGUCGAGUCUCACUUUGAUCUGGAACUUCGAGCUUCUGUUAUGGCUGAUCUUAUGGAUAUGAUGCCCGAGGGCAUCAAACAGAACAAAGUCAACACUGUUCUUCAGCAUCUGUCUGAGGCAUGGAGAUGCUGGAAGAGUAACAUUCCCUGGAAGGUUCCUGGCUUGCCUGCACCUAUAGAGAACAUUAUUCUUCGAUAUGUCAAGUCCAAGGCGGAUUGGUGGGUUUCGGUCGCUCAUUACAACCGUGAGCGUAUUCGACGAGGAGCCACUGUCGAUAAGACCAUUGCGAAGAAGAAUGUUGGCCGUCUGACACGACUUUGGCUCAAGGCCGAGCAGGAGCGUCAGCACAACCACAUGAAGGAUGGUCCUUAUGUCUCCUCUGAGGAAGCUGUUGCCAUCUAUACUACUACCGUACACUGGCUCGAGUCCCGCAAGUUCUCACCUAUUCCCUUCCCUAGCGUUUCUUAUAAGCACGACACCAAAAUCCUCAUCCUCGCCCUUGAGCGUCUUCGGGAGGCUUAUUCAGUUAAGGGACGCCUCAACCAAAGUCAACGAGAAGAGCUGGGUCUGAUUGAGCAGGCAUAUGAUAGUCCUGGCACCGCAUUGGAGAGUAUCAAGCGCGCCCUUCUCACCCAGCGAGCUUUCAAGGAAGUCAAGAUUGAUAUGAACGACAACUACAGCACGAUCAACCCUGUUUAUGACAUUGAACCCAUCGAGAAAAUCACUGAUGCUUACCUUGACCAGUACCUCUGGUACCAAGCAGAUCAGCGACAUCUCUUCCCUGCCUGGAUCAAACCUUCGGAUUCUGAAGUCCCACCCCUUCUCGUCUACAAGUGGGCUCAAGGUAUCAACAACCUUGAUGGUGUCUGGCAGACUGAGAACGGCGAGUGCAACGUCAUGAUUGAGACAGAGCUAUCCAAGGUGUACGAGAAGAUGGAGCUCACACUUCUCAAUUCUCUCCUGAGACUGAUUAUGGACCACAACCUGGCGGAUUACAUCACAGCCAAGAACAACGUUCAGCUUACCUACAAGGACAUGAACCAUGUCAACAGUUAUGGUAUGAUUCGUGGCCUUCAGUUCUCUGCAUUCGUGUUCCAAUUUUAUGGUCUUGUGUUGGAUCUUCUCCUGCUUGGACCUCAGCGAGCCAGUGAGAUUGCCGGUCCGCCUCAGAGCCCCAACGACUUCUUGCAGUUCCGCGACCGUGAGACUGAGUCGAGCCAUCCUAUUCGACUCUACACCCGUUACGUUGAUAAAAUCUGGAUCAUGCUUCGAUUCACUGCUGAGGAAUCUAGAGAUCUCAUCCAACGAUUCCUCACGGAGCAACCUGACCCCAACUUUGAGAAUGUCAUCGGGUACAAGAGCAAAAAAUGCUGGCCUAGAGAUUCUCGUAUGCGCUUGAUGCGUCACGAUGUUAACCUCGGACGAGCUGUCUUCUGGGACUUGAAGAACCGUCUUCCUCGAUCUGUGACAACGAUCGAUUGGGACGACAGCUUUGUUAGUGUCUACAGUCGCGACAACCCCAACUUGCUGUUUUCCAUGUGUGGUUUCGAGGUCCGCAUUCUCCCCAAGAUCCGAAACCAGAACGAGGAGUUCCCGGUCAAGGACAGCGUUUGGUCCCUUGUGGACAACACUACUAAAGAAAGGACAGCCCACGCUUUCCUGCAAGUUACUGAGGAGGAUAUUCAAAAGUUUAACAAUCGCAUUCGACAAAUUCUUAUGUCAUCAGGUUCUACCACGUUCACAAAGAUUGCGAACAAAUGGAACACUGCGUUGAUUGCUCUCUUCACCUACUACCGUGAAGCGGCUGUUUCCACAGUCGACUUGCUUGACACUAUUGUCAAAUGCGAGACCAAGAUUCAAACUCGAGUCAAGAUUGGUUUGAACUCCAAGAUGCCUUCUCGUUUCCCUCCUGCUGUCUUCUACACACCCAAAGAACUUGGUGGUCUUGGUAUGAUUUCGGGCUCUCAUAUUUUGAUCCCUGCCAGUGACAAGCGCUGGUCAAAGCAAACCGACACUGGUGUCACUCAUUACAGGGCAGGAAUGACCCACGAUGAGGAGACCCUCAUUCCGAACAUUUUCCGAUACAUCAUCCCUUGGGAGGCCGAGUUCAUUGAUUCCCAACGCGUCUGGACAGAAUAUUCCCAGAAGAGAUUAGAAGCUAACCAACAGAAUCGUCGUCUUACUCUUGAGGAUCUCGAAGAUAGCUGGGACCGCGGUCUUCCCCGAAUCAACACGUUGUUCCAAAAGGACCGAAGCACCCUGAGCUUCGACAAGGGUUUCCGAGCACGAGCUGAAUUCAAGAUUUAUCAAUUAAUGAAAAACAAUCCUUUCUGGUGGACUAGUCAACGUCAUGACGGAAAAUUGUGGAACCUGAACGCGUACCGAACCGAUGUUAUCCAGGCGUUGGGUGGUGUUGAGACCAUUCUUGAACACACCCUUUUCAAAGCAACAGGAUUUCCAUCAUGGGAAGGCCUAUUUUGGGAGCGCGCUAGUGGUUUUGAAGAAAGCAUGAAAUUCAAGAAGUUGACCAACGCUCAACGUUCGGGUCUGAACCAAAUUCCCAACCGCCGCUUCACUCUCUGGUGGUCACCUACCAUUAACAGAGCCAAUGUAUAUGUCGGUUUCCAAGUCCAGCUUGAUUUGACUGGUAUCUUCUUGCACGGAAAAAUUCCCACUCUGAAGAUCUCUUUGAUCCAGAUCUUCCGCGCCCAUUUGUGGCAAAAGAUCCACGAGUCAGUUGUUAUGGAUCUUUGCCAGGUGUUCGACCAGGAAUUGGAAUCUCUGGGCAUUGAGACUGUUCAGAAGGAGACAAUUCACCCUCGAAAGUCUUACAAAAUGAACAGUUCUUGUGCCGAUAUUCUCCUAUUCUCCAACCACAAGUGGAACGUUACCCGACCUUCUCUGCUCUACGACACCAAGGACGUGAUUGAGCAAACAACUACUAAUAAAUUCUGGGUUGAUGUCCAGCUCCGAUAUGGCGAUUACGACUCUCAUGACAUUGAACGAUAUACGCGAGCCAAGUACCUUGAUUACACCACGGACAGUGCCAGUAUUUACCCUUCGGCUACUGGUCUUAUGGUCGGCAUCGAUCUUGCCUACAACCUUUACUCCGCUUACGGCAUGUACUUCCCUGGUCUCAAGGUACUUGUUCAGCAGGCAAUGGCCAAGAUCAUGAAGGCCAACCCUGCUCUGUAUGUCCUUCGCGAGCGUAUUCGAAAGGGUCUACAGCUUUAUGCUUCUGAGAGCAACCAAGAGUUCUUGAACUCCCAGAACUACUCAGAACUAUUUAGCAAUCAGACGCAGCUAUUUAUCGAUGAUACCAACGUCUAUCGUGUCACGAUUCACAAGACAUUUGAGGGUAACUUGACAACCAAGCCCAUCAAUGGUGCUAUCUUUAUCUUCAACCCGCGAACUGGCCAGCUGUUCCUCAAGAUCAUCCAUACCAGUGUUUGGGCUGGACAGAAGCGUCUUGGUCAACUUGCCAAGUGGAAGACUGCCGAGGAAGUCGCUGCCCUCAUCCGUUCGUUGCCCGUAGAGGAGCAGCCCAAGCAACUCAUUGUGACGAGAAAGGGCCUUCUGGAUCCUCUCGAAGUACACUUGCUUGAUUUUCCCAACAUUUCUAUCCGAGCGUCCGAGUUGCAACUUCCUUUCCAGGCGGCUAUGAAGGUCGAGAAGCUUGGUGACAUGAUUCUGCGCGCUAAGCAACCCCAGAUGGUGCUGUUCAACUUGUAUGAUGAGUGGUUGAAGAGCAUUUCUUCUUACACUGCCUUCUCUCGUCUCGUUCUUAUUCUGCGUGCUCUCCACGUUAAUCCGGACAAGACAAAGCUCGUUCUCCGUCCUGACAAGACUGUUAUCACGCACGAACAUCACAUUUGGCCAUCACUGUCAGAUGAGGAUUGGAUCAAGGUUGAAACGCAGCUCCGAGAUCUCAUUCUGAAUGACUAUGGAAAGAAGAACAAUGUCAACGUCUCGAGUCUAACAACCAGCGAAGUGCGAGACAUCAUUUUGGGUAUGGAGAUUUCAGCACCUUCCAUGCAACGACAGCAGGCUGCCGAGAUUGAGAAGCAGCAGCAGGAACAGGCGCAGUUGACAGCGGUCACUACCAAGACUCAGAAUGUUCACGGAGAGGAGAUCAUUGUGACGACCACGUCGCAAUUCGAGCAGCAAACCUUCGCUUCCAAGACAGAGUGGCGAACACGAGCUAUUGCCACAUCCAACUUGCGCACACGAGCGAAGAACAUUUACGUCUCAUCUGUCGACAACGACCUCGACGACAUUACCUAUGUUAUGCCCAACAACAUUCUGAAGCGCUUCAUCACAAUUGCAGACCUCAGGGUGCAGGUCGCUGGUUACUUGUACGGUUCUUCGGCACCUGACAACGAUCAGGUCAAGGAAGUCAAAUGUAUUGUCAUGAUUCCGCAGAUUGGUGGGCUUCGCAACGUGCAGCUGCCACAGCAACUCCCUCAGAGCGAAUUCCUCGAGGGCAUGGAGCCUUUGGGCGUUAUUCACACUGUCUCUGGUAGCGAACUGCCAUAUAUGUCCGCCGUGGAUGUUACCGAGCACUCCAAGCUCCUGGAUGCGCAUAACGAGUGGGACAAGACCAACACUGUGACGGUUUCUGUCGCAUUCACUCCAGGCAGUGUAUCUUUGUCGGCUUGGGGACUUACACCAGACGGCUACAAGUGGGGAGCCGAGAACAAGGACACGCAGAGCGAUCAGCCGCAGGGCUUUGCUACAACGAUGGGUGAGAAGCGCAAGUUGCUGCUCAGCCCACGAUUCAGAGGAUUCUUCCUUGUGCCGGAUGAUGGCAGGUGGAACUACAGUUUCAUGGGUAAUGCAUUUGACGGUAUGCAAAAGAAGCCGUAUCACGUCAAGCUGGAUACGCCGCUGCCAUUCUACAGCGACCAGCACCGAUCUGUGCACUUCCACAGCUUUGCAGAAUUGGAGGAUAUUUGGGUGGACCGAUCGGAUAACUUUGCUUAA
Molecule: messenger RNA, 7122 nt
Organism: Fusarium poae
Lineage: Eukaryota; Fungi; Ascomycota; Sordariomycetes; Hypocreales; Nectriaceae
Gene: PRPF8
Product: Pre-mRNA-processing-splicing factor 8
Exons: 2
Coding region: 1-7122 (2373 amino acids)
Biological process (GO): mRNA splicing, via spliceosome; spliceosomal tri-snRNP complex assembly
Cellular component (GO): U5 snRNP; catalytic step 2 spliceosome
Molecular function (GO): U5 snRNA binding; pre-mRNA intronic binding; protein binding
Source: RefSeq, a predicted model, not a curated record